Messenger RNA from Acaromyces ingoldii, 1584 nucleotides. RefSeq lists its product as hypothetical. NCBI's taxonomy places the organism in Eukaryota, Fungi, Basidiomycota, Exobasidiomycetes, Exobasidiales, Cryptobasidiaceae. Gene Ontology annotation, biological process: autophagy of mitochondrion; nucleophagy; autophagosome assembly. The coding region runs from base 63 to 1358 and encodes 431 amino acids. Gene Ontology annotation, molecular function: Atg8-family ligase activity. The transcript has 3 exons. The record is from RefSeq and is a predicted model, not a curated record. Gene Ontology annotation, cellular component: cytoplasmic ubiquitin ligase complex; cytosol.
CUCUGCUCAGCCACAUAAGGACGGGAUCGAAGGGCUUCUUCCUCCCAGUCUUUUCCCUCAUCAUGAACACCAUUCAGACUCACUUUUGGGCCGUGCGUGACUAUCUGGCGCCGGUCCUGCGUGAGUCCAAAUUCAAGGAACAUGGCCGGAUCACACCAGAUGAGUUCGUCGCGGCGGGCGACUUUCUCACCUACAAGUUCCCCACCUGGUCCUGGUCGCCGGCCUCGUCGAGCGACCAAAAGUACUCGCGCGAGUUCUUGCCCGCCGACAAGCAGUACCUCAUUUCGCGCGGGGUGCCCUGCCUGCGGAGGGUGAGCCAGAUGGAAAAGGCAGCUGUAUCCAAGAGCCCAGCGUCCUCGUCCUCAAAGGGCGCCCCGGCUUCGGACGAGAGGCUGCUCGACUUUGCCGAGGGCAAGGACGGCGUCGAGGGCAAGGGCACCGACGAGGACUGGCUGGCGACGCACCUCGAUGACGAGCCGGCCUCUGCACACGUGCAGGACAUCGUCGAUAUUCCAGACUCGGAGCCGCCGGCUGGCGCUGCCUCGAUGACGGCCGGCGAGGAAGAUGACUUGGCAGCCCGCGUUGCAGGAACGAGCCUGUCGGGCGCAGCAGCAGACGACAACAACGGCCGAACAAAUCCAUCAGGGCUAGCAUCAGGGCCCGACGACAUCGGCGACAUCCCUGAUAUAGACGAUGAGCUUGAUGACGAAGGGCUGGGCGCAGGCGUCGAGGAGGAACAGGAUCCAGCGACGGCAACUCAGACGACGGCACCGGCAGCAGCCGCUGCUGCAGCUGCAGCGGCGGCAGCAGCGACCUCGUCGCAGGGAACAGGAGCAGGAGCGAGCGCCCGGAAUCAGCUCGUGUCAGUUCGGACAUACGACUGCCUGAUCACCUACGACAAGUACUACCAGACGCCGCGCAUGUGGCUCGUUGGCUAUGACGAAUCUGGCCAACCGCUGAAGCCGACGCAGAUCUUCGAAGACAUCUCGUCCGACUAUGCGCAGAAGACAGUCACUGUUGAGCCAUUUCCGCAUGCCAACAUGAGCACGGCGAGUAUCCACCCGUGCAAGCAUGCCAGCGUCAUGAAGAAGGUCAUUGAGCGCAUGGACGGGGGCGUGCAGGAGGAGCAGAGGAAGUCAAACAAGGACAAGAAGAAGAAAGGCUGGGGUCUGGGUGGUGCCGUCCGAAAGGUGACUGCAUCGUCGCAGACGCAGCAGCAGCCACAACAAGAGGAGCUAGCCGAGGAGAGCGAGACGCAGGUCGAGGGUCUGAGAGUGGACCAGUACCUCCUCGUCUUCCUCAAGUUCAUGGCUAGCAUCAUGCCCGCCAUAGAGAUUGACGCUACUCAGGCCGUGUGAAUAAAUCCAUGGCACUGUGAAUACAUCCAUAGCACUUGUCAUGUUAUUCUUCUUUCCGUCCCCCCCUCAUCCAUACCUCAAACCGGUCAUCAUUUCCCAUUCGUCACGUCGUCGUCCGUCCAUUUGUCACUCCCAGCCUCAAAGUCAGGCUUCGACUUUUUCUGUGGUAGAAAGAAAGCAAGUUAAGACUUCCCCUCUCCAAGAAAUACAACUAAAAAUCUGAAAC